Messenger RNA from Quercus lobata, 2803 nucleotides. It is a transcript of the gene SPL7, whose product is annotated as squamosa promoter binding protein-like 7. Gene Ontology annotation, cellular component: nucleus. Lineage: Eukaryota; Viridiplantae; Streptophyta; Magnoliopsida; Fagales; Fagaceae. Gene Ontology annotation, molecular function: DNA binding. The record is from RefSeq and is a predicted model, not a curated record. The transcript is spliced from 11 exons. The coding region runs from base 166 to 2577 and encodes 803 amino acids.
UUACCUCAUCUCAUUUUCUCAAUUUUUUUCUAACAAAACUACAAAACCCUCUGAGCCUCAAGUAGCAGCGACUCUUCGUCGAUCGUCUCUCGUGCUUCACCAACCAACCAACCAACAAACUCAACCACCGCCUCCGAUCGUCUAGGGUUUCGUUCGGUCCCCGACAUGGAGCCGCCACGUGUAAUGGAGGUGCACCCGGCGAUGACCGAAGAAGACCCAACCUCAGCUCUGUGGGACUUCGGAGACCUCCUCGACUUCACCGUUGACGAUCAUUUCUCUAUGUCCCUAGAUCCCGAUCAACUUCCCUCGCCGCCGCCGAUUAUCGACCAGAGUCUCGAUUUUUCGCAGGAGGAUUCGCAGGUGGAUACGGGUCCUCCGGGCCCGAGUUCCGGGAAGAUCCGGAAACGGGAUCCGAGGCUGACGUGUACCAAUUACUUGGCGGGUCGGAUCCCUUGUGCGUGUCCGGAGAUGGACGAGAAGCUCGAGAUGGAAGGGAGCCUCCGGGGGAAGAAGCGGUCCAGGAUAGUUCGGGCCUCGACCCGAACCGCCCGGUGCCAAGUACCCGGGUGCGAGGCCGAUAUCAGUGAGCUCAAAGGUUAUCAUCGAAGGCAUAGGGUUUGUUUGCGCUGCGCUAAUGCGAGUGAGGUUUUUCUUGACGGUGAUACCAAGAGAUAUUGCCAGCAGUGUGGAAAGUUUCACAUCUUAUCGGAUUUUGAUGAGGGUAAACGGAGUUGUCGAAGAAAAUUGGAACGCCACAACAAUAGACGGCGGAGAAAGCCUGCCGAUUCUGGAAUUGCAGAUGAGAAGGAACCUCAAGGGUCCUUGCAGACUGAAGAUGGCCCUUGUGAUGAUGAAACAGGAAAAGAUAGUUUAUGCUUGAGCAGCCCCAUAACUGAAACGGAAGCAUUCUUGGAGUCUGAAGAUGGACAAGUUACUACCCUCUGCUCAGCUCUCGAUUCUCAGAAUAUCCAUGGUGAUGCAUCUUUUACAGCUUCUGGUGAAACCCAAAUGGAUGGAGGAAAAGAUAAUUCCAAAUGUUCUCUGUCUCAGUUGUAUGACAACAAGAAUGACUACUCAUCUAUGUGUCCAACAGGUCGAAUCUCAUUCAAGCUGUAUGAUUGGAACCCGGCAGAAUUCCCUAGAAGACUCCGGCACCAAAUAUUCCAAUGGUUGGCCAAUAUGCCCGUUGAGUUGGAGGGGUAUAUCCGCCCUGGAUGUACAAUAUUAACUGUGUUCAUUACAAUGCCAAAGUUUAUGUGGGCGAAGUUAUUUGAAGAUCCUGCAUCAUAUCUACUUGACUUUGUUGCCCCUGGAAGGAUGCUAUCUGGAAAAGGCACUAUCCUUGUUUUUAUGAAUGACAUGAUUUUCCGGGUAAUGAAAGGUGGAACUUCUGUGAUGAAACUUAAGGUGGAGGUGCAAGCCCCAAGGCUUCACUAUGUUCAUCCUAUAUGUUUUGAGGCUGGAAAGCCUAUGGAGUUCAUUGCUUGUGGAAGUAAUUUGAUACAGUCUAAGUUUCGGUUUCUUGUAUCUUUUGCUGGAAAGUAUCUUGCACAUGAUUAUAGUGUUGCAUCUAAGCAUGGUCAGACUGAUGGUGAUACUGCUUCUAGUUUUAACCAUCAGUUGUACAAGAUAUGUAUCCCUCGAACUGAACCAGAUCUUUGUGGUCCUGCAUUUGUUGAGGUUGAGAAUGAGUCUGGCUUAUCUAACUUUAUUCCAAUACUAAUUGGAGACAAAGAAAUUUGUGCCGAAAUGGAGAUAUUGCAGCAGAGAUUUGAUGCUUCUCCUUUUCUGAAUGAAUCAGAGUCUGCAGCUAUUGGUCCUAUGUCUGACUUGCGUGAGGUUUCUGCAUUGAGACAAUCGACAUUUUCUGAAUUUGUUUUAGAUGUAGCAUGGCUAAUUAAGGAGCCUGCAUCAGAAAAUUUUCAGCAGUUUAUCACUGCUUCACAGAUUCAAAGAUUUAAUAGUCUUUUGAGCUUUCUGAUGUGUAAUGACUCGACCACCAUUUUGGAGAAACUGUUACAGAAACUGAAGAUUGUGAUAAGCAACAUGGAAUUUAACAGUGUGGCUAAAGGCACUUUUGAUGCUGAUUUGAGUUUACUACAGAAAUACCUUGACAAUGCGAGAGCUAUUCUUUGCAAAAAACAUAAGAAAAGUGAAAGUUCAAUGCAAUCGGGAGCUGUGCCAAAAGGUGAUCAUUUUUCUGAAAGCCGCUUUCAAGAAAAUGUGCUCUUGGUUCCAAUCAACAGGAAGGAUAUGGAGAUAAUCACAAAUGAUAAGUUGGGGGUAGAGACAUGUUCAGCUUCUACUUGUAAAAGUGAGACUGUUCCCCUGUUGAAUAGAGAGGUUAUCAUGAAUGUUAACCCUGCAUGGCCAAGAAAGUCAUGUGGUCGCAUUUUUUCUGGGGCAAUCUUGGGCUCUCGUCCUGGUAUAUUUGUAAUUGGCUUUGCUGCUGUUUGUUUAGGGAUGUGUGCCGUUCUACUUCACCCUCACAAGGGAGCAGAUAUGGAGGUAAAAAGUCUGGCUGGAUCUCAGCCGCUCAUUAUAUUUGUGCAGAUGGACUAUCAACCAACCAUUUGAUAGGGAUGGCAGUUCUUAUUCCUUGCUGAUAAUUUAAAAAUCAGAUCCUUGACAAUGGGAAAUUCAGUUGUAUCAAGAUUUAAAAGCAAUAAUAAAUUCCAUGACAUAAGAUUAAACAAUUAAAAUUGUUGCCCCUUUGGACAAUUGUUUAGAUUUGGAUCACAAAUGGGGAUAGACGAAACUUGCAAUAUCGUUUUCACAAAUCAGACAUUGCUCGUUGUCCUUA